GCGCUUGCCGCCCGGAGUGUAGAAGCUGGGAAACAUGGCUGCGGCGUGUCGCAGCGUGAAGGGUCUGGUAGCCGUUAUAACUGGGGGAGCCUCUGGCCUGGGCUUGGCCACUGCGAAACGACUAGUGGCUCAGGGCGCCUCCGCUGUGCUUCUGGACCUGCCCAACUCCGAUGGGGAGGCUCAAGCCAAGAAUUUAGGAAAGAGCUGCACCUUUGCCCCAGCUGAUGUGACCUCUGAGAAGGACGUGCAAGCAGCUCUGACUCUAGCAAAAGACAAGUUUGGCCGAGUGGAUGUGGCUGUCAACUGUGCAGGCAUCGCAGUGGCCACAAAGACUUACAACUCGAAGAAGAACCUGCCUCAUGCCUUGCAGGACUUCCAGCGGGUCCUCAACGUGAAUCUCAUAGGCACCUUCAAUGUGAUCCGCCUGGUGGCAGGGGAGAUGAGCCAGAAUGAACCGGAUGCGGGAGGCCAACGCGGAGUCAUCAUCAACACUGCCAGCGUUGCUGCCUUUGAGGGCCAGGUUGGCCAAGCUGCAUACUCGGCUUCCAAGGGUGGCAUAGUGGGCAUGACGCUGCCCAUUGCCCGGGAUCUGGCUCCCAUAGGCAUCCGGGUGAUGACUAUUGCUCCAGGCCUGUUUGGCACCCCGCUGCUGACCACUCUCCCAGAGAAGGUGCGCACCUUCUUGGCCAGCCAGGUGCCCUUCCCCAGCCGACUGGGUGAUCCUGAUGAAUAUGCUCAUCUGAUCCAGAGCAUCAUUGAAAACCCGUUCCUCAACGGAGAGGUCAUCCGGCUGGACGGGGCCAUCCGCAUGCAGCCUUGAAGGGAGCAGGCAGAGAAGACGCAUUCCUCUGCCUCCCUUCCCUGUAACUGCCCACCAGUCACCCUCUGUGCCUAAUAAAGUUUCUUUCUCACAGGGCAAAA
Molecule: messenger RNA, 921 nt
Organism: Ochotona curzoniae (black-lipped pika)
Lineage: Eukaryota; Metazoa; Chordata; Mammalia; Lagomorpha; Ochotonidae
Gene: HSD17B10
Product: hydroxysteroid 17-beta dehydrogenase 10
Exons: 6
Coding region: 35-820 (261 amino acids)
Biological process (GO): fatty acid metabolic process; androgen metabolic process; estrogen metabolic process
Cellular component (GO): mitochondrion
Molecular function (GO): estradiol 17-beta-dehydrogenase [NAD(P)+] activity
Source: RefSeq, a predicted model, not a curated record